Papilio machaon (common yellow swallowtail) is the source of this 2325-nucleotide messenger RNA. RefSeq names its product glycine-rich cell wall structural protein 1.8. NCBI's taxonomy places the organism in Eukaryota, Metazoa, Arthropoda, Insecta, Lepidoptera, Papilionidae. The record is from RefSeq and is a predicted model, not a curated record. The transcript is spliced from 7 exons. Bases 215 to 2230 code for a protein of 671 amino acids.
GGUCAAUACCUGGGAGCAGUUCGGUAUUGUCUGUUGACAUUUACAGUCGUUUCAGUCGCUGGCUUAUAUCGGUGCGCUCAUGUAAUUUAUUCAGAUAUCCCCUUGUUGGUUUAAAACAACUGCGGUGCGAUAUUUCGCAGUGCUUCGUGCGAAAGUGCGAUCGGAAAAGUGAAUUAAAAGAGAAAACUCUAAGAAGCCUUCGCGAGCCAACAUAAUGGGUGACCGCGGCAGGAUGUACAACGAGCGGAAUAAUAGUCGCAGCAACAGCCGAAACAACCGCAUGUCCGGUUCCACUGGGUCUGUGGACCGCGAUCGCGAUCGCAAUCGCUCCAACUUCAAUCACAUUCGUAGACCAAUACCCGUGCGCCCUGUCAACCCCGUGAAUGAAGUUCACUUCUACGAGGAACCAGCGGAGAACUUCUACCCGGCUAGGUCGCCCAUGGGUCGCCCACUCUACUACAGCGCUCAAAACAACAUGCCUGGUCUGGGGAUGGAUGAAUACCAUGAGUAUAACAUUCGCCCUCAAGGACCAUACGGAGGGCAACAGAGAGGAGGUGGUGCAUAUGGCGCAGGUGGUGCAUAUAGCGCAGGAGGUGCAUACGGCGCAGGAGGUGCAUACGGAGAGGGGGGUGCAUACGGAGGGGGCGGUGCGUACGGAGGGGGAGGUGCAUACGGAGGAGGAGAUGCAUACGGAAGGGGAGGUGCCUACGGAGGUGGAGGUGCAUACGGUGUAGGAGGUGCAUACGGCGCAGGGGGUGCAUACGGUGCAGGAGGUGCAUACGGUGCAGGAGGUGCAUACGGCGCAGGAGGUGCAUACGGCGCAGGAGGUGCAUACGGCGAAGGAGGCGCAUACGGAGCAGGAGGUGCAUACGCCGCCGGAGGUGCAUACGGCGCAGGAGGUGCAUACUGCUCAGAAGGUGCAUGUUGUGCAGAAGGUGCAUGUGGCGCUGGGGCUAUGUAUAGCAGCCAAUGUGCAUGCAGCGGCAUAAUUGUAUGUGGUGAAGAAGCUGCAUGCGGUGUAGGAGCUGCAUGCGUUUCCGGAGCCGCAUAUGCUUAUGGAGCUGCAUAUGAUGCCGGCGCUGCAGGUCCGGAAGGCGUUGCGAAUGCGGAAGGUGCUGCAUGCGCUGAAGACGCAGCACGCGUUGAAGGCGCAGCAUGCGAUGGUCGCGCUGCAUGUGCUGGAGACGCUGAAGGCGAUGCAUGUGAUGAAGGCGCUGUAUUUGCUGGAGGCGCUGCAUGCACUGACGGGGCUGCAUGCGCUGAAGGCACUACAUGUGAAGAAGACGGUUCAUGUGAGAAAGACGGUGUAUGCGCUGAAGAAGCUACUUGCGCGCAAGAAGCUCUUUGCGCGGACGGCGCUGGUGAAGAAGGUCGUGUGGAGGGAACAGGAGCUGGAACUGAAAAAGAAGGCGCUCUGGGCGGCGCAGCUGCUGAAGGUGAGGGCGCUGCGGGCGGCCUAGCUGUAGAAGCUGACACUGAAGAAGAGGGUGCUGUGGGCGGCGUAGCUGUAGGAGUUGGAGCUGAAGAAGAGGGCGCCGUGGGCGACGUAGCUGCAGGAGCUGGAGCUGAAGAAGAUGGCGCUUUCGGUGGCGUAGCUGCAGGAACUGGAGCUGAUAAUGCGGGCGCUGUGGGCGGCGUAGCUGCUGGAGCUGAACGAGGGGCUAGACCUAGAUCUCCAGCACGCUAUCGGAACGGCAACUAUCCUCGUCAUAUCCGCUUCCCAGUUAACGCUUACGGCGUGGUGGCUCUUCUGCCGCCACCUCAACGCUUCUGUGUCGGAUGUCACGUACCAUUGGGUAAUAUGAACAUGCACGUCAACAUUUGCGGGGCAUGCAACAUCCCGAUGCACCGUAGUGGCAAUCCAUUGCGCAACUACCAGCAAGUGCGUAACCCGAUUCGCCAGCACCGACUGCGUGACCAAAUGCCGCUGCGCGACCAAAACCCGCCACGCGAUGACAACCAACCGUCUCCCCCUGAGCACUACAAUAUCGCGCUGGGCGAUUUGGUGAUUCCGCCUCUCAGCCAAGAGUACUACCCGCCAAGAUAUUAUCAGAACCGCGUCAUCGUUUAUGGAGAGCCGUGCUUCUGCCCGCUGCCGAACUUAAUGGUGGACUUCGGUAUCGACUAUGAGAUGCCGCCGCCGGACGUGAUGCUGCGCCGCUGCAUCCACAACGUGCUCUCCGCCGUCUGCAACACCUGCGUCCCCGGAUGCUUCAUUCGUCCUUAUUAAAUAACCAAAUUCAAUCCAUAAAAAUAUUGAUGUUGUAAAAUAAAUGUUGGUAAAAUUAAUCGAUAUCAAAGAUAUGAUUAAAUUUUAUUAGAUGU